Messenger RNA from Fopius arisanus, 3536 nucleotides. RefSeq names its product Nuclear polyadenosine RNA-binding 2 (gene Nab2). Bases 146 to 2776 code for a protein of 876 amino acids. Lineage: Eukaryota; Metazoa; Arthropoda; Insecta; Hymenoptera; Braconidae. Gene Ontology annotation, cellular component: nucleus; cytoplasm. The transcript is spliced from 7 exons. Gene Ontology annotation, biological process: regulation of mRNA stability. Gene Ontology annotation, molecular function: poly(A) binding; metal ion binding. The record is from RefSeq and is a predicted model, not a curated record.
CAACUACUAAUGUAUGGCGCUAACUGUUGUUAUGGCUCCCGCUGUUUCGGUCCCAUCAAUAAUAUCUGCCAUGUUCGUUCUGUUGACAAUUUCUACAAGAAUAACUGGAUAUCAUUGAUUAUUUUUAAUAAUUAUUGGGUACAAUAUGGAUGUACGCGGUAUAGAAGUAACAAAUCAGCUCCGGAGUGCGAUACGUGCGAAGCUACUAGAGUUGGGUGUACGCUACGAUGAAGAACUACCGGAUUACAUUCUCGUAAUGGUCGUAAACAAAAAAACUCGUCAGCAGAUGCAUGAGGACCUGAAUUUAUUUCUCGAAAAUAACACAACUCCCUUCGUCGAUUGGUUGCAUGAUCAAGUAUUGAAGAAACUUCAGAAAGUUACAAUUGCCAAAAAGAAACCUUCCAGGGAAUUUGUACCAACAGUGGUUGUGAAACAGGAAGAGGAACGAAAGAAGAAACGUACCACUACCCAAGCUGAAGGGGAGAAGAACAGACAGCAAUGCAGCAGUGCUGAAAAACCAUCUUUCGAACAGCCUCAAGAACCCAUCAAUGAAGAUGCUAUCGUUGCUCUUAAUGAUUUUAAUCAAAUUGAAAAUUCAACAUUGUGGACUCCAUCAUCAGCGCCUCCACCACCUCCACCACCACCACCACCACCUCCACCGCUUCCAACAGCAUCAUCAUCAUCAUCAUCAUCAGCAUUAGCAUCAGCAUCAGCAUCAGCAUCAGUAUCAGCAUCAGCAUCAGCAUCAGCAACAGCAUCAGCACUACCACCAGCAUCAGCACCAGCACCAUCACCGCCGCCACCACCCCCAUCAUCACACCAGUGCACCGAACAGUCAUCAUUACCACUGGAAACAUCAGCAAAAUGCAUUAAUUCAGUCUCUCUGACGUCUAAACGAAUUCCCGAUCGCGAAAGCUCGGCACCUACCGAACGUCCGGAAAAACGAUUGAAAACUACAGACUCAUCGAGAAACACAUCGAGACAGUCAGACGACUCCGAAUCUGAAGAAAGGCGAAUAAAAUCAUGUAUUAAUAAGCCAAGAAUAACAUCAGUUGUGUCUGUGAAAACACGAUUAGGUUUAGUAUCACCAAGAAAGAAGUUUCAAAUCCAUAAAGAUAGGACUGACGAUGAUGAUUAUCCUUAUCGAACAAAAGAUAUAAGAUUCGAGAAGAAAUCUUAUGAGAGCUUGAACCGUCGAAAUAAUUCCAGAGGGAGAAGCUUUGAGGAUGAAGUCAGGAGAGGCACUCGAGAGGAAUCGAAUAAUCGUACAUCAUUGACGAAUAAUAAAAGCAGAAUUUUGGGAGGAAGGGAAUUGAGCGAAAAAGGUCUAUUCACUAUGAAAUCUAGAGUUGAAAGCUCUACCGGAAAUAUCAAAGAUAGAUUGGGACAAAUAUCUAAAUUGAGAAUGAAAGAUUCACAAGAAGAUAAUGGACGAAAUUUUCGGAGUCGAAUUGGAACAGUCACAAGUAAAUUCAGGGCUUUGGGAAGAUUGGGGGUGCCAAGAGUGAAUAGAUCUGGAGAUCUAAAUGAUGAAGAGUGUGAAAUUGAUGAGGACGACUCAGCUGUUCCUGUAAAAUCUCAUAUAAUUGCUAUCAAGAGUUCUACAACUGAGAAAGAUGAUAAUCGUAGCUCGAAAUUGUCAAGAAAAUUGGAGGAGAGUCACGAGAGAAAGGUGGAAAAUGAAGAGGGAAAAACGUUAGCUAGCAAGGUCAUCGUCACUCCUAGACCCCUUAAACCACUUCAACCCGUUCAAAAAAGAGCAACUCAAUCGUUAUUGCUCCGGGCAGUAGCCGAAGCCAAUCAAUCAGUGGUGAAGCAAAAAAAUCCAGAGCCGAUUACAAAGGAUAAAAAGCCAAUACUCAAACGUCUGAGACCCUCAAGUACAAGGGAAAUAGCUCAAAAUUUGUCGGUACAUCUGAAUGCCACCAAGCGUUUAGUCAUGGAGAAAAUACAAGUGGAGCUCACCAAUCCUGAUACUGAGGAUAAUGAUAGUCCAGAGCCUUACGUUCCAAGAUCAGUUACUGAAGAGCAAAUGGGUGUUGUCAUGUCUCUGUUUCAAAGGGGGGAUGACAACCAGAAAUUUCUAGUCACUUUAAAUGGAUACAAUAAUAACGUUAUGAAGGAGAAAAAUCUAUCUGAAGAUGAGGGGCCGUUAGAAAUGGAGGUCAAUGAAGAAGAUCAGUUGGUACUCUCUAAUGCUCCGAAUGAGUCAUCGACUGAGGAUUUUGGAACAUUCGAAGCGGAGGAAUUUGAAAAUUUGGGGAAGAAUGAACAAAUGGAAAACAAUGAGAAUCAUUGCAGCGACAAUUUGGAAGUUGAGGAGUCAACGAGAAAACGAAGAAAAUUGAGUCCCAUUAUUUAUACGAGGUCAUCAAGUCCUGACGACUUAUCAACAGCCGCAGUUCCGUCUGAAGUGACAGGUUUUGAUAAACGGCCGCCAGUUGCACCCGUUAUAAUCAGUGAUACUUCGAGAGAAAAAUGCCGGUAUUGGCCGAAUUGUACAUUGGGGAAGAAAUGCGCAUAUUUGCAUCCGGCUGUUCCGUGCAGUGCGUUCCCAACUUGUAAAUUUGGAGAUAAAUGCGUAUACAAACACCCAAAAUGCAAAUUUGGUUUAUCGUGUACAAAACUGGGGUGCAUAUUUUCACAUCCAUCCCAACAAUGCAAGUACCAUCCGUAUUGCACCAAACAGGGUUGCACUUAUUUGCAUUCACCAGUGCAUCCAAUUGUACCAGCUGAUCUUACGAGGGCUAAAUUUACAUGGCGUAGGAGUGAUUGAGUUUAAUUGUCAUUGUUUCAUCUGUUUAUUUUAAGUUGAUGAAUGACAUGGUAUUUAAAUUAAUUUAACAUAAUCAAAUAAAUCGAUUUUAUUGAAUAAAAAUGUACAGAAUGCAGUGGAGCUAUAGAUUGUGUAAAGUGUUUAUUUUUUUCAAUGCUGUUUUACUAAUCGCCUCAAGGUCAGGGUCAAGUUAAUAAAUCGAAAUGAAAUUUCUUUUUUAAUUCUCAAUUCUUGAUCUUAAAGCCGUUAUUGAAACAGCAUUGAAUAAGAGUGAGGUCAAUAUUGAAUUUAAUAUUAAUUUUUGUUAAUUUCAAGUCUUGGAAUAAAUUCGAACAAAUAAUGAAAAUGUGGAUCAUUCGAUAUUACAUAAAUGUCUUCCAAUGCUUACGGAAUUAAAAUUACAUCACAACAAUUUUUUCAAUCAACUUUUGAGAUUUCUGUUUUACAAUCAAAUUUUAUUGAUAAAAUAUGAUUUGUUGUAUAAGAAAAAGACUCUUAGAAUUCCUAAAUACUUUCGAACGUAUUCUAAGAUACUUUUCCGGUUCAAAAAUUGUCGUUAUUUUCUCUUCUUUUCUGUUUUUGACAUUUUUUUUCCGCUAAGAUUGCGAUAAUUCUGGAAGGAACUCUUACUGUGUCGGAAUCUAGUUAUUUCAAAUAAAUUGAUCCGUUCAAGAAGGAUACGAUUCCUUAUUAUGAAAGUAGAAACACAAAAAUGAAGUUCGCCCGAGUCGAAAUAUCUCGAAACGCGUAGCUCUGCGCG